CUGUCUCCUUUGAAGCCCACCUCCUCAGAUGUUAUCCUUUAUGGUGACACAAAUGUUAGGGUUUUAUCUCAAGAAGCUCUACCUAGCGUUGUCCCGGGCCAGAGGGAAGGAAGGCACUGUUGUGUCUCCUCGUUGUGCAAGAUGUGUUUGAGAAGCUGCUUGAAGAAGUUGCUUAUUUUAUUAUUUUUCCAUCCUAGCUGGAACAAUUAGUCCAUUCGUUGACACGUUGCGCAGCAGAAAAUGAAUUGGCCACAGUGUUGAUAAUCAUAAUGGACAAAAAAAACAGCUGCUCAAAUGUAAAGAUUUUCCUCUUCAGUUUGUUUUAUGUAUAUUGUAAAUUGAAUAUUCCUUGGUUUUGGACUUGUGAUUGAACAAAGCACAUAUGACUAUAUGAUUAAUGGAGAAAAUGUUCUAAAAUAGGAGUAUAUGCAAUUUUAGAUUUCAGUAUUGAUAUAAAUAUAGUGACAUAUUAGACAUCUGAGAAACCUUUAUAGAUAAAACAAUAGAUGUGAAGUGUCUGUAAUCGACCGAUCAGGGACCUUUUUUUUAUGAAAUUGCUGCAAGAAUCCUGCCAGUCAAAUAUUUCUUUAUCUAUCUAUUAUGUCCUUUCAUUGUGCAACAUUUUAAACUAUUUAAAACCUUUGGGGGCCGAGUUGCUUGUUGAUUAAUAUUUCACUUCUUAAACAACAACAACAUCUUUCUGAACUGAAGCCCAGAAGGAGUUAAAUCAUUUAUUAACAGAUGUUCGUGGAGUUAAAAGUAAGUCUGGGUUCCCUGUCGGCCGUGUGACUGAUCUCUGGCCUCAGCCCAGUCAGAGUCCUGGUUGCGUCACAGCUCCAUUAUGCAGGAUUCAAAUUCUUGUAGCGACUGCAGGUUUGUUUUUUAACUUCUAUUCAUGCCUGCAGGAUUUUCCCCUUUUGUGCAGAUAGAGUUAUUGUGCAGGUAACAAAUGUUUUCCUAACCUCUGGUACCUGGGACCUAGCAGUUCAAAGGCCAUUUUGAUGAAUGAUAACUUAAUGAAUUGUCUUGCUAACACGCAAGGUUUGCCCCUUUGGACUGGAUCCGUAAUCCUCCGAGUGUAGUUAAAGUUCACUCUCAUUGUUACAAGCCCCCGUCAUGGUUGCACUGCAGAUAAUCUGCGAGCAGAAGGAGAAGCACAGAGCUCGGGGGUGAUUGUGGAGGUCUGUAAAGGACAGGCCAGGUAGAGUUCAUGACACAGGUUCAGCGUUCUGGCAGGAGGAGGCGAAGGGGUCACUCCAGACCUCCGUCCUCCAUGCCUGCUCACCCAGGCUUCACUCGACUGGAGCAGAAUGAGCCUAUGAACAAUCUGCGCAUCUCUGUAGGAGGCCUCCCUAUGUUGGCUUCCAUGGCCAACACCACCGAUCCUCGUUUCCGCCUGAAGUGGAAGCCCAUUGUGGUGGUGGCCUUCUCCCUGGCCCUGUUUCUGCUGCUCUUCAUGCACUUGAGCCCAGGCUUGCGCUCUCACUCCUACGGCUCGCACGGCUGGAGAGCCAGUCCCGUCGACACCCAGCAGUCCGAUUCUCGCUACAACGACACUUACCCUCUCAGUCCGCCGGAGCACACGCCGCAGGGCACCCGCUACCGCAUUGGGGUCAUUGCCGACCUGGACACGAGCUCUCGCAGUGACAAGAAGCUGACAUGGUUCAGCUACAUGCGGCGGGGGUACCUGUUGGUGUCCCAAAGUGGUGACAAGGUAGCAGUUGAUUGGGACGCGGACAGGGUGGUGCUGGAAAGCCACCUGUCGGAGAAGGGCAGGGGUAUGGAGCUGUCUGAGCUGGUGGUGUUCAAUGGGAAGCUCUACAGCGUCGACGACAGGACGGGCAUAGUCUACCACAUUGAUGGCGACAAGGCCGUGCCCUGGGUCAUCUUAACUGACGGCGACGGCAACGUUGCCAAAGGGUUCAAAGCUGAGUGGUUGGCAGUGAAGGACAAGCGCCUGUACGUCGGCGGUCUGGGGAAAGAGUGGACCACCACUGAAGGAGAGUUCGUCAACAACAACCCAGAGUGGGUGAAAGUAGUGGGCUUCAGAGGGGAUGUACAGCAUGAGAACUGGGUUCCCAAGUACAAUUCUCUUAAGUCUGCUGCAGGGAUAGCGCCUCCAGGGUAUCUCAUCCAUGAGUCAGCGGCAUGGAGCGACACCCUGCAGCGCUGGUUUUUCCUGCCUCGCCGCGCCAGCAAGGAGCGCUACGAGGAGACGGCGGACGAGCGCCGCGGCACAAACCUCGUCCUCAGCUGUUCGCCAGAUUUCAAAGACAUCAUUGUAAGUCGAGUGGGUCCUCUUAACCCCACUCACGGUUUCUCCUCCUUCAAGUUUGUCCCCAAUACGGACGACCAGAUCAUUCUGGCUCUCAAGUCGGAGGAAGACGCCGGAAAGAUUGCCACGUACAUCAUGGCCUUCACACUUGACGGACGCAUCCUUUUACCUGAAACCAAGAUUGGCGACGUGAAAUAUGAAGGCUUGGAGUUCAUUUAGAGACUUGCUUUUGAGGCCACUGCACUGUUGUUCUAUUUUGUUUACAAUCCAGUCACUGUUGAAGUAACUGUACUCGCUGUUUCCUCAUUGAGUUUGUUAAAACUCUAACCCUUAAAGGAUCAUCUUCAGUAUAAAUAGAACUAUGGUGCUGAGACUGUAAAAUGUGGUCCUGUUUCGGGUUUUUGAGAAAGUGCCAGUCGAAACAGACAAUGCCAGCAUGUCUUGUGGUGGAUCAUUUCCUUCCAAGGCCAAAGGUGGCCCUCAACAGCACUGUAGCCUUUCUUCUAAUGAAUGUACAAAAGAUUAAUUUGUCAGACUGUGAGUUUUUUUCCAUAAAGAAAAACAUUUUCAUGCACAUACUGCACACUCUCAAAAGGUCAGAGGUUUUUUUCUCCCUUUGCUCCAUGUUAUCAUUCUGUACACACCACAAUGUUAUUUUCAGUAGAAUAACUAAAGGCCUGUUUUUAUUCUUCAAAAAACUCAACAUUAUUCGAAGGACAUUUUGGUGAAAAUUUGAUUAUAUUGUAUGUACUGUUUUUGGUGGGAUGAGUAAAAGCUUGAUUCCUA
Morone saxatilis (striped sea-bass) is the source of this 3061-nucleotide messenger RNA. RefSeq names its product calcium activated nucleotidase 1a (gene cant1a). Gene Ontology annotation, molecular function: UDP phosphatase activity; calcium ion binding; GDP phosphatase activity. The transcript has 4 exons. Bases 1211 to 2494 code for a protein of 427 amino acids. The record is from RefSeq and is a predicted model, not a curated record. NCBI's taxonomy places the organism in Eukaryota, Metazoa, Chordata, Actinopteri, Moronidae. Gene Ontology annotation, biological process: proteoglycan biosynthetic process.